Molecule: messenger RNA, 1764 nt
Organism: Meloidogyne enterolobii
Lineage: Eukaryota; Metazoa; Nematoda; Chromadorea; Rhabditida; Meloidogynidae
Source: the annotation of a GenBank genome assembly
AUGAGACGUUUAAUAUUUUCUUCUCUUUCAAAUUAUUUUUAUUUUGGAUUUAAUUAUCCUUCUAAUAUAAAUAAAUGCAGCAUUGUCACAAUUCGGAAGACUCAUACUAAAUUUGUCAGUGAGGAGGGAAUAAUUCGGUCAGAGUUUGUACCUGUGCCAAUAGCUACAGUACCUAUACAUGACACACUUUUGGAUGCUAUUUGGAAGCACUCAUUGAGACAACCGGGAAAGGCUGCAUUUAUUAGUGCCGAAUAUCCAGAACAACAAAUUACAUUUGCAGAAUUUUUACUCCAAUGUCAUUCUAUUGCACAAUUUUUAGAUUCAAUAGGAGUGGGAAAGGGAGAAGUUGGGGGUGUUGUUGUACAUAAUUGUUGGCAAUUUCUUGCAGCGUUUCUAGGCGCUUCGAUGCAGGGAGGGUGUAUUAGUGGUGCUAAUCCGCAACAUAAUGAAGAAGAAUUGGCAUAUCAAUUCAACGAAACUAAAUGUCGUGUUGCUUUCUGCUCUGACUUCUUAUUCGAUAAAAUGAGAAUUGUUAUGCAAAAAUGCCCUAAUCUUAAGCAUUUGGUGCUCAUUCCAAGUCAAUAUCCUCCAAUUUAUCAAAAUUCAUUACCUCCAAACGUUCACAAUUGGAUUGAUAUUAUCCAAAAUCGACCUAAUAUUGAAAGAAAAUUACCUGAAAUUAGUAUAGAAAAAGAUUUUGCUUAUUUGCCUUUUUCUAGCGGAACUACGGGUCCCCCAAAAGGCGUUAUGCUUUCUCACAAAAAUGUUGGUACAAUUCUUAACAUUUUUAAUACCCAUUUUGAUGAACGUGUAUGUCACCGAAUAUCGUUUAAUUGGGACUGGAAACGGGAAUAUACACUUUUAAUGUUGCCAUUAUACCAUAUUUACGGGUUUAUUCUUGGUUUAAAUUGUUUAUUUACUGGUUCUACUGGUAUUAUGAUGAAAAAAUUUGAUUUGGAUUUGUAUUGCAAGACUAUUCAAGAAUACAAACUCAAAUAUGCAACAUUAGUUCCUCCAAUACUUGUAUUAUUAGCAAAAAGUCCAAAAUUAAUUUCACGUUAUGAUUUAUCUUCACUUCGUUUUAUAAUGACUGGAGCUGCCCCAGUAGCUGAUGAAAUCUGCACAGAAAUUAAAAAAUUAAUUCCUUCUGUUGCACAAAUAGCCCAAGGUUAUGGAAUGACAGAACAGUCAAUGUGUUCACAUUUACCCGUUUUUGGAAUGGAUAACCAAAAAGCUGCUGGAAGAUUAAAUCCAAAUUUUGAAAUGAAAAUUGUCGAUAUUGAAAAGGAAAUUACUUUAAAACUUGGGCAAGUUGGGGAGAUUUGUACUAGAAGUCCAACUAAUAUGCUUGGAUACCUAAACAGGCCGGAUGCAACAUCAGAAACUAUUGAUGAAGAUGGAUGGCUAAAAACUGGUGAUAUCGGUUACCACGAUGAACAGGGGUGGACUUAUGUUGUUGAUAGACGCAAAGAACUGAUUAAAGUUAAAGGCCUUCAGGUUGCUCCUGCUGAAUUGGAAGGUUUAUUAUUGUCACACCCCGAUAUUAAAGAUUGUGCUGUGAUCGGUGUUUCUGAUAAAUUGUGUGGAGAGGUGCCAAAAGCAUUUAUAGUUCCAGAUAAUGAUAAACUGACUCCGGAAAUUGUCAAAAGUUUUUUGAAAGAAAAAGUGGCAUCUUAUAAACAACCUAAAUAUGUUGAAUUUGUCGAAAUAAUUCCAAAGAGUCCAUCAGGGAAAAUAUUACGAAGACUUUUACGGGAUAAAUAG